AUGCCAAAUCUCCAAUCUCCUGUCCCUGCAGCACAGGGCAAGAUACAGCCCCAAACACAUCGACGAACACAUUCCUUAACCCCAGAUACAGCUCGAACGGUCUCAACAUCAAAGACAGCAUGGGCAGAGACUCAAUUUGCAGAUGAGGCAUUUAGACGAACAAACCAAAACAAGAUCGAAGCACCUGCUCCCUUACCUGCGACUGCGGCCCUCACUGCGAGGAACACUCCAUCAACGGCUAAUGAAGGAACAACUCCUCCCCGACCAACUCGAACACACCAACGCUCCCUUUCACAAUUAUUACCUUCCUGGAGUACACGUCAAACGUUCCAAGCUACCAACGGAUCGGCAGAUAGUUCACCAACCAAGGAGGAUCUACCAUUCGAAUACAUGGCGUCGCUGACUGGAGAUAAAGGUGGUCGAGCAAGAGUUUCCACAAGGAAAAGUGGUUGGUUUGGGGGAUCUUCGGCUUCAGAAGUUACAGGAUCAGAACAAGAUGAACUGGACUCGAAAAAGGCAUCUGCUAGAGAACCUUCGCCAAAUCAAAAGCUCGAAAAAAGGGGAACUCUCCCUGUCCUCGACUCCAACUCUACUCCUGCGAAAUCAACCGGCGUCUUCGGUUUCUUAUCUUCUUCAAAGGCUUCUGCACAACCGAUUCAACUGCCUUCAGAUCUGGACAACGACGAGUAUAUCAAGCUCGAUAUCCAAUCUUCACUAUUUCCAUCCGGUCAAAUAGACACCUUCUCCCCUGCUGCCUUCAAGAAUCUUCGCGUUAAUGCCGAGGGCGUCGUCCAAAGACUCCAAAACGUAUACAAACUUCGCACUAUCCAAUAUAAUGAAAUAAGAGCUGAAAAAGAUGCACAAGAAGAGGAACUGGAAGAGGCCGAGACUCGCGCAAAAUUUCUUAAACUUCAACUAGAAGAUAUGAUCAAGAAAUUCAAUGAACAAGACACCACUAUAGAAGAAUUAGUAAACCAGCUUGCUGAAGAAAAACUGGCUCGCGUGGAAGAGAGAGAUCAGUUUAAUGCUCAGAUAAAAAGGAGGGAAGAAGAGGCGAGGAUUUCACAACAUCGUGCAAGCUGUUGCUCGACGGCGGGAGAAGAAGAUCUAGGCAUUCCCCCAGAUAUAAGAGCUAAGUGGAGGAAAAGUACAGGUAGUGCCGACUUGAGCGGCGAAAGUGACGAUGAUAUGGCAAGUGGCGGAGGUGAAAGUGUCUUCUCGAGAAGCCGGAGUCCCACACUUACAGUCUCGACUGUUAUGACAACCAAAGAUAGUACGAGAGACAGCACCCCUGAUGUUCCUUCAUCUUUUGGGCGUGUUGGGGCUUUACAAAAGGAUGCUCAACUGAACAAUAACCCCACGAUAGUCGUUCCCGCCAAACCAAAACCUCAAACUUCAGCUUUCAAAAAAAUGCUAGGUAUUGGCUCUGGUGAAUCAAGUCCUACAAAUGGAUGCGCGAAUUGUAGUGGUCAGGGAGCAUCGAUGGCAUGGGAUACUGUGGGUUUAUUAAGAGCUGAAAAUAAGACUCUAAAAGAUAGAGUCAAUCUAAUGGAAGGAGAGAUCGAAGGGGCUUUGGACAUAUGCGGAGGUCUGUUUCCUGUCGGGUCUGGAUUAUGA
Molecule: messenger RNA, 1617 nt
Organism: Botrytis byssoidea
Lineage: Eukaryota; Fungi; Ascomycota; Leotiomycetes; Helotiales; Sclerotiniaceae
Exons: 1
Coding region: 1-1617 (538 amino acids)
Source: RefSeq, a predicted model, not a curated record